Molecule: messenger RNA, 3043 nt
Organism: Taeniopygia guttata (zebra finch)
Lineage: Eukaryota; Metazoa; Chordata; Aves; Passeriformes; Estrildidae
Source: RefSeq, a predicted model, not a curated record
AUUUUGCGUGUGCACAUUUUGUGUGUGCACCUGUGUGUGUAUAUGAGCACGCAUUGAGGUGUGUGUGUGCUGGUGCACACACGAGCACACGAAGGGUCGGUGGUGUCUGUGUGUGCCCUGUGUGUGCCCUGUGUGUGCCCUGUGUGUGCCCUGUGUGUCUUGUGUUUGGGGGGGUCAUCCUGUCUGCACCCCUCUGUCCCCAGUUCCGUGUCCCUAGCCUCAGCCCUGGGCCAGCCCGAGCUGCCAGGGCCAGAGGGGCCCCCCGAGCCCCCCACUGCUGCUGGCAGGGCUGGAGAGGCUGCACAGGGAGGGUAUUGCAGCACCCAAACCAUUCUGAGCUGCUGCAGCUCCUGCUCUGCCCUGCAGAUUUUCCUGGGAAAAUGGAUCCCACCUCCUGCCCGUGCUGGUGGUGUCCCAGCGGAGAAUGGCCACUCUGUCCCUCAGUUGCCCACUCUGCCCCUGGGCCAUCCAUAGCUCCCCUUUUCCCACUCCCAGCCCUGCAGCCUCUCCCGCCCUGGGAGUCGCUCGGUUUUCCCAGGGCGGGCAAAGGUUGGCUGGGCAGGCAGAGCCGCUGGGCCUGGGCCACAGAUCUGCUGUGGGUCACGCCCAGCACCAGUGGGAUGCUUGCCUGGGAAUUGCCAGGCCCAUGAUAUGUCCAUGUGCCUCGUUGGAGCCGCUCACCCCCCAGUCCCUGCUCUCUCCUCUCUGGCUGCAGGUGACCAGGAUGCUGUGCUAUGGGAAGCCCUGGAGGUCCAUGUGCAAGGGGCUGGUCCUGGGGACCCUCCUGACCAGCUUCAUGUUGCUGCUCUACUCCUACGCCGUCCCCCCGCUGCAAGUCAGCGUCACUGAGAUCCCCGUCCCCUUCUCCUGCUCCUCCCACCUGUCCCCGGCCCAGGCUCCGUCCCCACCCAACGGCACGGGCAGCGCCUCGGGGUGGAGCUGCCGGCCCAAGCUCAACGUCAUGUUCAUGAAGACCCACAAGACCGCCAGCAGCACCAUCCUCAACAUCCUCUUCCGCUUCGGGGAGAAGCAUCGCCUGAAAUUCGCCUUCCCCAACGGCCGCAACGACUUCUACUACCCGUCCUUCUUCGAGCGCAGCCAGGUGCAGCACUACCGGCCCGGGGUGUGCUUCAACAUCAUCUGCAACCACAUGCGCUUCCACUACGAGGAGGUGCGACAGCUCCUGCCGCCCGACGCCACCUUCGUGACGGUGCUGCGGGACCCCGCCUACCUCUUUGAGUCCUCCUUCCACUACUUCGGGCCCAUCAUCCCCCUCACCUGGAAGAUCACGGGGGAGGAUAAGCUGGACGAGUUCCUCCGGGACCCCCAGCACUACUACGACCCCAACGGGUUCAACGCUCACUACCUCCAAAACCUCCUGUUCUUCGACUUUGGCUACGACAGCAGCAUGGACGCCAACAGCCCGCUGGUGGAGGAGCACAUCCAGGAGAUCGACCGCCGCUUCCACCUCGUCAUGCUGCUCGAGUACUUUGAUGAGUCGCUGGUGCUGCUCAAGGACCUGCUGUGUUGGCAGCUGGAGGACGUCCUCUACUUCAAGCUGAACGCCCGCAAGGGCUCCACCGUGUCCCGGCUGACCCCCGAGCUGUACGAGCAGGCGACCGCCUGGAACCUCAUCGACGCCAAGCUCUACCGCUACUUCAAUGCCUCCUUCUGGCGCAAGGUGGAGGCCUACGGGAGGGAGAGGAUGGCCAGGGACGUGGCCGAGCUGCAAAGGGAGAACGAGAAGAUGACCAGCAUCUGCAUCGAUGGGGGACACGCCGUGGACGCCAGCGCCAUCCAGGAGUCCUCCAUGCAGCCCUGGCAGCCCCUGGGGGAGAAGACCAUCCUGGGGUACAACUUGAAGAAGAAGAUCAGCAAGAAGCACCAGAAGCUGUGCCGGAAGAUGCUGACGCCCGAAAUCCAGUACCUGACUGACCUGGGGGCCAACCUCUGGAUCACCAAGCUAUGGAGCUACGUGCGGGACUUCCUCAAGUGGUAGGGGCUGGCAGGUGCCCCGCUUCCCUGGGGAAGAACCAGGUGCUUUCGUUUUUGUUACUCAUGGUUCUCUUGGUUUGGAACUGGCUGGAGGCUCUGGAGCCCAGGAACUUUUCGGGGGACCCUCCAUCACCUUCCUGCAGAGCCCCAGCUUGGGCAGGAGAGCAGAGACUCUGCCUCCAUCAGCAGGGUCAAGGACUGGGGGCUCAGGGGUGGUGUUUUCCUGCAGGAUCCACUUCUUCCUUCCCCACGGAAAAGCUGGAGCGGGGAUUUGUGAAGGAUGUGGCCUCGUCACAGCGGGAGCAGCAUGCAUCACCAGGUUGCUGGGUGCAGGCAGGGAUGUGCUGGGACAGCAGUGGUAGAGGGUCUCCCGUGCCCAGGGUGGACAGAGAUGCCCACAGGGAACCCAACCCUCCAGGUUCUCCUCAAAUCACUCCACUGAGCCCUGCUUUUGGGGUGUGGGAAUGUCAGAACCUGCUGCACUGCCUCAGCCCCUGGGUGUGAUGAGUGCAGCAUGUUCUCAGCCCACCCACAGCCAUCACUCCAUGCCAGGCUGUGACCCGGAGCCGUUUGGAGAUUGGAAAGCCCAUCCCAAAAGCCCCCACCUUUAUCAACAGGUCCCCGUGGCAAAGGGCACACCCUCACUGCCUCACCGCCCCCAUCAUCCCAGUUAGAGGAGCCCAUGGCCCUGGUCCCCACAGGGGACAUCUCAAAAGGCCAACAGGGUCUGGUGACAACUGGUGUGGGGAGGAGAUGGGAGCGGGUGCAGUGGGACUGUCCCCGUGAUGCCAUCCGGGGCACGGUGGGGGUGCUGAGGACAGGGGCCAUUCCCAGUCCCCACCCUGCCUUGGGGACAAACCUCGUGCAUCCCAGCUGGGCUGGAUGACACUGGUGACACCAUGUCCCACUGAGAGUAGCCCUGGCUGGGCACAGACAUGGCACCUGUGGCUGAGCCACCCCCCAGCAAAGGGACCCCCUUGUCCCCCCCCACCUGUGUUCCGCUACUUCUGUAAAGACCAGAAAUAAAAAAAACAAUUUACUUUUGUAA